Branchiostoma belcheri (Belcher's lancelet) is the source of this 1601-nucleotide messenger RNA. Its product is annotated as neuronal acetylcholine receptor subunit alpha-10-like. The transcript has 7 exons. The record is from RefSeq and is a predicted model, not a curated record. Gene Ontology annotation, molecular function: acetylcholine-gated monoatomic cation-selective channel activity; acetylcholine receptor activity; acetylcholine binding. Lineage: Eukaryota; Metazoa; Chordata; Leptocardii; Amphioxiformes; Branchiostomatidae. Gene Ontology annotation, biological process: synaptic transmission, cholinergic; monoatomic ion transmembrane transport; nervous system process. Gene Ontology annotation, cellular component: acetylcholine-gated channel complex; postsynaptic membrane; synapse. The coding region runs from base 1 to 1584 and encodes 527 amino acids.
AUGGCUGGAUUCCAUGCCGUGGUUACUACAUAUACAACUGUCGCCAUGUGUCUAGCUCUGGGAGCUGCGCUUAACAUCACAACAGAGAACAGUUUGAGGAGGUUUUUGAUGACGGACUACAGCCCCGGAGUGAGACCUAAGAUUAACAGUACUGAGGCGAUAGCGGUCUAUCUGGACGUGGCUCUACAUCAGAUCAUUGAAGUGGUUUCGAAAAGCCAGUUGCUCAUCACAAAUCUACGUGUAAAACAGUACUGGAGGGACGAGUACCUUGUCUGGGACCCGGAUGUGUUUAACGGCCUCAGUAAAAUCCGGAUCCCCAGUGAACAGAUAUGGCGGCCUGACAUAUACCUCUUUAACAGACAACAGGAAGAAGAGGUAGUUAUACCAGACACGUGGGCAGAGUUGAACCACACAGGUCACGUGAAGUGGACGUACAUUAUCACCAUGAGGAGCACCUGUCUGCAAAGGCUGCUGGGAUUUCCCAACGACGAACAGAUUUGUCCUCUACAAUUUGGCUCUUGGACCAACGACAACCAGGCGCUUGAGCUUUACAACAUGUCUUCGGUUGGUGACAUCACUGACACUGUACAGAACGAGGAAUGGGAACUAGUGUCCAUGGUGGCUGAACGUAACGUCAUACUCUACAACUGUUGUCCCCAUCCCUACGUCGACGUCAUGUACUACAUCAAGAUAGUACGGCGUCCGCUGUAUUAUUAUUAUUACUUCGUGUCACCGUGUGUAAUCAUCAUGGUUUUGACUCUCAUGGGGUUUUUGCUGCCACCGGAUUGCGAGGAAAAGUUGUCCCUGAGUAUCACCAUGCUGCUUUCCGUCGUGUUUUACCUGCAACUUUUGGCAGAAAAGCUUCCGCCGGAUUCCCACGACGUCCCUGUGCUAGGACAAUUCUAUGCGGCCAUACUGGUCAUUGUGGGACUCUCGGCAUUCGUAACCGCGGCAACUUUGAACUUCCAUUUUCCCGAACCCAACAUAAAGCCAGUUCCUGAUUGGCUAAGGCGGAUAGCUCUUGGUGAUAGGCCGAGACCAACUCCGGGGCUAGUUCUGUACCCUCGUGACGACAUCGAUGACGUCAUUCGCCGCAACAGCGUAGCUAGUGGUGUCGACAGUGAAACUGGGGAAGCAACUGUCAAUCAAUGUAAGGGGCAACACAAUUCAGCCAAUGAACAAUCUUGGUCCAAAACGCCAUCAUCCAAUGGCGUCAAGCGACACAAAAUGUUUUCCUAUCACCGAAUGAGGGAGACGUACAUUGGUAGCGAGGUGACCAAUCGUGGACGGCCUUUGCCGCCUUUAGAUUUAGAGAAGCCAUUACGUCAUCAGAAGAGGAAACGUAAUAAGUCUCAGAGACGGUCAAGCAAGCGCCUCAAGCGGAUGCUGGAAGUAUUGCAGCGCCGCCUUGACGUCAUGACAGAACUUUACCGUGAAAUUGUCAGGAGAAAAAGGAGGAAAGAUUUGCAGGCGGCGAUUCAGUACGAAUGGAAGCUGGUUGGCGUCUUUGCUGACAGGUGCCUAUUGGUGAUUUUCUUGCUUGUUUGCGUGACGACAUUGCCCCCGAUUCUGAUACGGUACUGAUUUUUUCCAAAAGUGUG